Molecule: messenger RNA, 5555 nt
Organism: Entelurus aequoreus (snake pipefish)
Lineage: Eukaryota; Metazoa; Chordata; Actinopteri; Syngnathiformes; Syngnathidae
Gene: gabrzb
Product: gamma-aminobutyric acid receptor subunit pi
Exons: 10
Coding region: 142-1518 (458 amino acids)
Biological process (GO): chemical synaptic transmission; nervous system process; regulation of membrane potential
Cellular component (GO): synapse; neuron projection; GABA-A receptor complex
Molecular function (GO): extracellular ligand-gated monoatomic ion channel activity; neurotransmitter receptor activity; GABA-A receptor activity
Source: RefSeq, a predicted model, not a curated record
GCAGGACGGACGCGCACCGGAGGAGCGGUCUUCUCUUACGGAUUGCGCACAUUUGGUCUCGAGGAUGCGCUGACAUGUGACACCUUUAACGUCGGCAGCUUCAGUUAAAAUCUACCAAGCCUCUCCGCUUCCUCUGCAGCCAUGGGUCCAUUUGCAUCUGCAGGGACCCUCUUGUCCGUCCUCCUCAUUAGCAGGUUGUUAGAGAACACCAUGCUCAAUGCAGAAGUGAAGGAAGGAGAAAUUUUGCCUCCAACCAUUCAGAAGUUGAUGAAAGGAUACAACAAGUACCUGAGGCCUUUUUUUGAGAAUGGUCCUGUUACCGUUGGUAUGAGCUUGGACAUUGCCAGCAUUGAUACCAUUUCAGAGAUCAACAUGGACUACACAGCCACCAUAUUCCUCCGGCAGCGCUGGACAGAUGAGCGUUUGGUUUUUGAAGGCAACAAGAGUCUGAGCCUCGACGGACGGCUCGUGGAGCUCCUCUGGGUCCCCGACACCUUCAUUGUGGACUCCAAGAAGUCUUUUCUUCAUGACAUCACCGUGGAAAAUAGACUGAUCCGCAUCUUCCCAAAUGGAACCGUCCUUUACGCACUGAGGAUUACCACCACUGUGGCCUGUAACAUGGAUCUGACAAAGUACCCGAUGGACAAGCAGACCUGCACACUCCAACUGGAGAGCUGGGGUUACAAUAUCAACGAUGUCAUGUUCUACUGGACCAGAGGGAAUGAGUCUGUCAGCGGCCUCGACACUCUGCAGCUGGCUCAGUACACAGUGGAGGACCACUACACUUCUGUGUCAGAGGCCAUCUAUGAAACUGGUCACUACCCAAAGCUGGUAUUCCACUUUGAACUAAAGAGGAGCAUCCUGUACUUCAUCCUGGAGACAUAUGUCCCUUCAAGUCUGCUGGUGGUCCUUUCAUGGGUGUCCUUCUGGAUAUCCCUAUCCUCUGUUCCAGCCCGGAUUUGUAUAGGAGUGACCACAGUGUUGACCAUGACCACUCUGAUGAUGGGGGCCCGCACUUCACUGCCCAACGCCAACUGCUUCAUCAAAGCUAUCGAUGUGUACUUGGGAAUCUGCUUCAGUUUUAUCUUUGGGGCCCUCAUAGAGUACGCUGUAGCCCACUUCUGCACCCUCACUUACAGUGACACGCACAUGCUCAUGUACGGCCAUCAAAUGCACAGCCUGGAUGAUGACAUGAACGGCAUCGUCACCACCAUCUCCACCCACCGCACCAGCAGACGCAAGGAGCCCGACACAAGUCCUGCCCCUGCUCCCGCCUCCACCGAAUUGGCCGUCAGCCCGUCGAGCCCGACAGGCAGCGAGCCCAAACCUGAGGUGUCGCCCCCAGAACCCACCCACUGGUGCUUCACAGUUUUGGCCACCCUUCGAAAAGUCCUUAGUUUCAUAAGCUGCUGUCAUAUAAAGAACCCACAUCACAUAGACAACUAUUCCAGAGUCACCUUUCCAUUGUCUUUUGUUAUGGUUAACCUUCUUUACUGGACAUAUUAUCUGUACUUUUAGCAUCUAUACCAGUAUUUAUUUGACCUUAAAUAUUUAUGUUUAUGUUUGGCUUUAUGAGAAGGAAAGAGUUAAUGCCUUCAUAGCCUAUACUACUAUUUUAUUAUGUGAGCACAUACUUGAAGUUUGGAUUUGUAGCUGUUUCAGUCUCCUCAGUGCAAACUGGUGAGGUUUCAUAAACUCAGAAAUGCUUCCAAGGGUAUGCAUAUUUAUCACCGUAGCACAAUUAUUGCAAUUAUGUCUCUGCUCAGGUUAGCGGAUAACAUGGAGAAGAUAGUAAUUUAUGACUUGAAGGCCAAAAUGUCCAGCGGCGCUGAGUGAGGACAAAUGAUCGUUUCUCUUUUAGUCUCGCUUGUGAUGGAUUGAUACGGUAUUCAUUUUCUCUCUCUGCCUGGAGGAAAAAGUUUGGAGUGAAAUAGGAACACAUGCCGAGUCAGUGAGUGGAAAAAGAGGAGAAACGGUGGAUGUCAGUGAUGAUGGAAGUGUUUGAAAAACUAUAAAACCUUGUUUUUUUCUGACUUCUUCUAGGACAGCCAAUAGCAUACAAUAUUUUAUAAAAAUCCCUGAUAUUAUUCAUAACAUAAAUCAAGUACAUGAUUUCAUAAUAUUAAUGUUUAAAUGAAAUUAUGGUAUAUAAUUGAGACAAUGGUGAAAGCAUUGAUCAUCUCCUCUGCAUGGAUUGCUAAAUUAAUUGUACCGUCACCUUUUAGCUGCUGUGAAAAUUCCAAGCAGUUCAUUAGCAGAUUUAUGCAUACAAGAUACACAAAUGUAAUAUGUGUUAUACUUCUUACAGAUUCUUCUGAUCUAUGGCGGCUUUUUUUCUUGGACUAUUUCCAUUGGAGUCAUAUUGGUAAUGUACUCACUUGUAAAUGCUAUUUCGUAAGUAACAGUUUUAUGUAUCUCAAAGUGAUCGCUGGUAUUGUUUUUACAGAAACUAUAUUGCUGCUUGACUUCUUUUUAAAUAUUUAAAUUAUUUCAUGUGAUGUAGUUGAGGAAGUUCUUUUUGUAAUGAACAUUUUGGUCAUUUUAUGUUCUGUGUAAAUUGUAUCAACAAUUCAUUUCCAGUAUUACAUUGUUUUUAUUAUUUGCAAGGAUGUUUGCCUCAAACUCCCAAAUUACUAUUUUUGGGGAUUUUGGUUCACAUUACCGGUAAGUCUCUUUCAAACCAAAUAGUCUCUUAAAAGAAAGCAUCUAAGAAAGAAAACAGAUGCAGUGUAGUAAUAUAUUAAUUUGAAGGACAUAUAAAGAAAUGUUUACAGUGAUACAUGAACCAAACAUAGCUGAGUGUUGAAUGAGAACUGACACUUUAAGGGGGAACUGCACUUUUUAUUUUUUAUGUUUGUCCUUAUUCACAAUCCUUGCGUGAGGCAAGAACACACACGCGCUUUUCUGUGAAUUCUACAUAGUGAAAAACUGCUAGUAAGAGGCAGCUAACAAUGCAGGUAAUGCGGAUGUGAUCUAAUCCAUCUAUAAAGCCCUCUAAAACCACCCAACACAGUUUAAUAUGCAUGCUAAGAGCAUGUAUGCAUUAUAAUAGCAAGCACAUUCAUGAUAACAUGUAACAUUUACAGCACUUUGGUUUGCAACUUCUUUCCUGGGCGCAUAGUUAGGAACACUUCCGUUGCUCUGUGAAACCGCAACAUAGAAAGCACUUUGAGUGUUUGCUACCGCUUUGGGAGAGCCAUCCUGCAUUAUCAUGUAGCCCUAUUGUUAAAUAGUUCAAAUAAAAAGUUAAAACAGUGACUUACGAUGUCCGCCCUUACAGGGAGGCGGACUGAUAGGAUGUUGUAUUGUUCAGCACUUUUUCUCUUCUUAUGCUGCUAAAUUCAGAAUAAUCCUCAAAUAUAACUAAUUCCUACACUGCAUAAAGUCAGUGUUCAAAAACAAGAAAAAAAAUACAAAAAUUAGGGGUAUUUUAUUUGAACUAAGCAAAAUUAUCUGCCAAUAGAACAAGAAAAUUUGGCUUGUCAAGACUUUCCAAAACAAGUAAAAUUAGCUUACCUCAAUGAACCCAAAAAUACCUUAAAAUAAGUAUAUUCUCACUAAUAACAACUGUACUACUAUAUGAGUACGUAUUAUCUGUUGUUUCAUUGAAAAUAAAACAACAAAGUCCAUUUGGCUGUCAUCUGUUUUAAUUAUGAGACACAAUUGUGUCAAAGUCAUAAUUUUUUUUUCAGAUUGUAAUAACAAAUUAUUACUUUAAAAAAGCAGUAUUAUACUUGUGAGUGUUGAUGACACAGCUUUGCAACAGUUGAUAUUCUAGUUUCAAGCAUGUUUUACUCAAUAUAGGUCAUAAAAUCUCAGCAACAAGCUGUAAUAUCUUACUGAGAUCAAUUAGGACCAAAACACUUAAAACAAGUAAAACACUCUAACAUAAAAUCUGCUUAGUGAAAAGAAUUAUCUUAUCAGACAGAAAAUAAGCAAAUAUCACCCUUAUUUGAGAUAUUUAAUCUUACUUAGAUUUCAGUUUUUGCAGUGUAGCGAUGUUGCGAUGGUCUUAUGCUGUUUUCCAUUUGUUGGGAGAAAAUAGAGCAUCAAGUUGGUAGCGUGUGGAUUUUCCAAGUUGACCAACUUCUCAGCUUGGUGCCACAACCUUCUUCUAUACAGGUGAUAGAGUCAUGAUUUAUAACCUAGCAUUAACUUUUACUAAGGCAGCAACAGCUCAAGCUCCUCCUUUUUCUUCUUUAUUUCAUGGCGGGUCACUACCAAUGUUAUUAGCAGCUCAAGCUAGCUAGUAGCUGUCUACUCGCUAGUGGUCGGAGGAGCAGUGUGAGCAACGUAAUGUGUCAAUACGGCAGAAAAGUAGUUAGCGCUUUUCAUAAAAAUGUUGCUAUAGCUUGGUUAAUUUGCAGGUCACGGCAUGUAACUGAAACGUUGUUGGCCGUUUUUGGAGCGGAGUAGAUGAAUCCCAUUACCUACAUUGUUGGCAGCCUCGUACAAGCAUUUUUUCAGUUUUUUAAAUGCACGAAAAGAAAAAGACGUGUCUUGUCCCACAUAAGGAUUGUGGAUGAUGGCCAAGAUCCCCCCAAAAAAAUCAGUUUUCCUUGAACGGGAUGUAGUCUGUUUGCUAUCUUCCAGUGAAGCAGCAUCACUGGCAACUAAUGAUGUGUACCAAAGAUUAGAAGAGUUGUGCAUUUUCCUAUGAUCGCAUGUUGUCAAUGAACAUUUCAUAUAUCAGACAACAGGACGAAGCUGCUUGUUGAUUUAUUGUUGCCUCAUUCAGUCUUUUUUAACAUUUACUCACAGUGAAAUUACUGAGGUGAUUACUGAGAACAUAAUUCAUUGCCUUUUGUAAUUAUCUCAUCUGCGUCGUUUCACUGUUUUCAAACUACUUUUGUAUUGAUGGCGUCAAAACUGACAAACUAUUUCCUUGAUGGCUUCUUCCUGCAUGCUUCUCGAUGUAUAACUUUUGUUUGUGGUUUGUUUGGGUUUUACUGCGAAGGAAAAUAACUAACCCGAUGCUUUGAUUGUCAAUGAUGCCUCUCCUUAGACCAAAAGGUCGGGCUCUUCAAGGUUCUGUUGUAACGUAUCAGACCGACGUGUCCUAUAGAAGCACUGACAGAUUGAAGAUUUUACAUAAACGAUUUGAUAGAUAAUCUUCCAGUUAAGUAAAGGUUGUAAAAAUAAUUAAUGUUGUAAAAAACAUGCAAAAUAAACCUGGCUUCUAAAGGCAAAACUUUGAAAAGUGCAUGAUGAAAAGUCACGGACAAAUGAUUCUUCCGACCAUGUCUUUAUAGUUUUGACUUUCAUCAAAAUUGCUAGAAAAAAGAAAAAAUCAUCAAAUGUGGACAAUAGAUAAUGUUGGACAUUUUUUUCAGAGAUGGACUGAACCAUUUUCCCUAUCAUGUUGUAUACGUAUGAAAAAAUACCUCAUGUUAUGUUGGCGACCACCUGGGACGUCUUCAUGUGUUGGCAACCACCUGGGACGUCUUCAUGUGACUUGUAUUAAUAUUGUAGCACAAUAAUGAUUUAGAUAUUGUUCUGCUCAACCUGUACUUGUAAAUACAUCCUGCUGAUAUGCAUGUUGAUUGUAAAUAAAU